GAAGCGCCAGUAAAGAGGAAGUUAUACAUAAACUUACAAACAAUAAUCGUGGUAGCUCAAUUUUAUAAUUGGAUCUCCCUCUCCAUUCUGAUCUUCUUUUCAUACUUUCCCUUUUAAUUGCAACGCAGUGUAGGCGAUAUGUCUAUUCAGACCCCCAGAGAACUAAAAAAAAACAUCAAAGGGACGAACAUCAUUGUUCAGAAAGAUCGCCUAGAUGGGAUCAAAAAUGAAAAUCUUGCCAUGCUCUACAGCAUUGAUGCAGAUGAGGCAACGGAAUUGAUGUGGUUUCAUAACACUUUACGUCCAAGCAAAAAUCUCAUCGCACCAUCCAAGCUAUUUCUACAAGGUAUCAAGGCACUUCAACCGGCGGCGCAAUUCAACACAUUCGACAUGAAAAAGUCAAAGCUUCGCCGUUUGACGAAGCAGCGCAAGGACAUACUAAAGGCCAUGGAGAAGCGCAAGCAGAUAACACCGACUGCUGCGUAUCGCACUGCCGUGAAUCCACACAAAGUGCCCCGCAUCGGUGGACAUAUGCCGGAAGAUGAAGUGCGCUUUCUGUCACGUGGUGCGAAACAAGGGAAGUCAAAGGCAGCCGAAGGCGGUGAUAAAGACUCGCCUCAAUACUUCACUAAGUGGCGAAAAAGAAAAAUCCAUAAAAUAGGAAAAGGCUUAUAAGAUUGAUGAGGGAAAAGUGAACCCGGGUUGUCUGUAAACAAGAAAUGAUAAGUGCUGGUGUUAAGACUUGCCUUAGUGCAUGGAUUUACGAUUAAAAACACGAGAGGUGUAGGGCAAGUAGCGGAACAACUCAAAUCUAAAAAAAA
Phytomonas sp. Hart1 is the source of this 821-nucleotide messenger RNA. NCBI's taxonomy places the organism in Eukaryota, Euglenozoa, Kinetoplastea, Trypanosomatida, Trypanosomatidae. The record is from the annotation of a GenBank genome assembly.